AUGAGCCGAUUCAUUUCACCAAUGGAAAUAGAUGAUGAAUCACAUGCUGGUGUUCCUUCUGAGUGGCUGGAAAAAUUUGAAUCUAAUACCCUGACUGAAUCUGAUUUUCGUAAUUAUUGGAAAAUUUGGGUGCCGCGAAUGAAAGAUAGAUUUGGAAAUGAUUCUUUAGAAUGGUCAUUUAAUGAAACUAGGGCAGAAAACAUACUAUUAGCUGCACUUGAGGAAUUUAUAUUUGAUGGGAGUGGUAUUAGAGUAUUAGAUUGUUUAUCUGAACAAAAUUAUCCACCUUCAGUAUGUGGUAGAGUAUUCAAAAUGGGCGAACCAACAUAUAAUUGUCGAGAAUGUGGAAUGGACAGUACAUGUGUUUUAUGUGUAGAAUGUUUUAAACUUUCUUCUCAUAAAAACCACAAGUACAAAAUGGGAACAUCUUAUGGAGGUGGAUGUUGUGAUUGUGGUGAUGUAGAAGCUUGGAAACAUGAUCCAUAUUGUGAAACUCAUAAACUGGGCUUAGAAAAGAAACAAGUUAACCUCAAUUUAUUAACAGCCGAUAUGGAAAAACGUUCUCAUUUGAUAUUUAAAUAUGUUCUUCGGUAUACUCGUGCAUUACUUACUUUAGAACAUCCUCCUAUGUUACCUGUCGGAUUUGAUGCUGAUGAAACAUUGGAUGAUUUAUAUAGCUUAUAUAGAAAUCAAGAAGAUAGUUUUUGCACGGUUCUGUAUAAUGAUGAGACACAUACAUUUGAUCAAGUUAUAACAACAUUGACUAGAUUCAUUAAAUGCCCUCAACGAACAUCUAUUGAUUUUGUUACAUCUAUCGAUCGAGAAGGUAGAGCAGUUGUGAAAUGUUCUACUUUUGUUGAAUGUAAAGAUUUAAAAGACGAAAUAGAAAAAUUUACAUCACGUCACGGUGGCAAACCAUUAAAAACAGUAGUAGUUCAUUCUGAUGUUAUUGCUCAUCAAAUGUUUUCUCUUAAGUUGUUGACAUGGAUGCAGAAUUUAUUAGGAUAUUCAGAACGGCUAAGAUCAGUAUUUUCGAGUGUUGUACUUGCAUCUACACCCGUUGAAGGUUGCAUUAUAGAAAGUAUAUUGCGGAAAGACACUGUAUUGUGGAAAUCAGCUAGACUACACUGGCAUAAACUUUUUAUUUCUGGUAUGUUCAUAGAAUAUGCGAAUAAAAAAGAAUUUGCCAAGGUCUUUACAAAAAAUUAUAGUGCGAUUAUGAAGGACUUUAUUAAUGAUGAUCAUGAUUAUUCUUAUUCUGUUGCUUCAUUGGGUGUACAAAUAUUUACUGUUCCCACAUUAGCUACUUACUUAAUGGCACAUCAUGAUGUUUUAUAUCAACUCUUAAAUACAUUUUUAUCAGAAUGUUCGCAUAAAGUAAAUAAACAAGGAAAGCUGGAAUUUGAACGGAACGCUUCAACCGUGCCAUUUAAGAGAGCACAACAUGUUCUUGGAGAUAUUCGUUAUCUAUUAGGUUGUGUACCUGAAAAAUGGACCGCUGAAUUAAGAAUAUCAUUUUGCCAUGCUGUUUCUUUGGUCCUUACCAUUCUUAACUAUAUGCAAAAUAUGGAUACUGUUACUAGACAAGUUGGUCAACAUAUGGAGUAUGAACCUGAAUGGGAAACAGCAUUCAAUUUGCAUAUUAAACUGAGACCAUUAAUAACAAAAAUACUGUUGUGGUGUGGAUCAGAUUGUAUUGUUUUAAAAAAAGUAUACAGAAUGACUUUAAAGAAAAUUUGGGAAAAUCCAGUUUUAGAUCCUCUUAGACCAAAUAUAGUUAAAGAGUUAAUGAACUAUAAAGCCACCUGUAUUGAUUUUGAUGUAUCUACUGAACCUGUAUCUAUACAUCUUCCAUUGUCUAGAUUUCUUGCAGGCCUUCAUUUAUUUUUGGAUCGUUAUGAUCUAAGUUUUGAUCAUUCUGAGCUGCAAACUACAAGACAAUCUCCUGAACAAAUAAUUGAACCAGUUCUCCGAGCACUUGUUUUAAUAUCACAAGUGCAUGCAGGAAUGUGGAGGCGUAAUGGAUAUUCACUUUUAAACCAAAUAUAUUUGUAUCACAAUUCAAAAUGUCGGAUGGAAAUGUUAGAUAAGGAUAUUGUUAUACUUCAAAUGGGUGCCUCAUUAAUUGAUAGUAAUGAAUUUUUAAUACAUGUGCUAAAUAAAUUUAAUUUAUUAAAGUGGGCCCAGCCCGAUUUCGAAUUAAAUUUAUUAAAUGGUUCAGAAGAUGAAACUAUUCGUCAAACAAUUAGUUUGGUUGAAGAAUUUUUAACACUAAUCAUUACCAUUGUUGGCGAAAGGUAUACUCCUGGUGUAGGCAAAGUAACUUUUGAUGAUUGUAUAAAAAAAGAAGUAAUACAACAGCUGUGUGUAGAACCUAUGCCUCAUUCAGAAUUAAAUAAAACACUCGUAAAUAUAAUUGAAGAUGAAGAAUGUUUAGAAAAAGUCAUUAAUGAAGUUGCUGUUUUCAAAAAAACUAGAGGAAAAGGUGUUUAUGAAUUAAAACCGAUAUUUUAUGAUGAUUACAAUGUAUUUUUCUACCAUUAUUCAAGAGAAGAAAUGUCUAAAUCUGAAGAAGAACAAAGAAAACGAAAAAAAGCAGCCAGCGAAUUAGAAUGUUGUCCUCCUCCUAGUUUACCAUUGUUCAGUAAUGCUUUUGCAAAGAUAGCUGAUAUAUUGCAAUGUGAUAUAAUGUUUUACAUCAUGAAAUUGGUAUUAGAAAGAACUGUAAAUUUAAGAAGUAGAAGUUUUUCUGAAUCUCAACUUCAUAAAGUUCUUCAUUUAAUUGGGUAUGCUCUUCAUGAAGAAGAAAAACAACACAGUCCAUCAUUUAAAUUUACUGAACGUUCUGAAAUUUAUGGUAUAGAAGUUGCACUUGAUGAGCUUAAACGUAGUCCUAGAGUUGAAGCUUACAAAGAUUUGGCCGUAUGGACCCUUAAUAAGUUUAGACAAGUGUCUGCACCAAGAAAAAAAAGUAAGGAAACAGAGGAAGUUGAAAACGUAGAAGAUGUAAAAAGUUGUGAUGAUGCUGAACUGGAAAAACAGAAAAGAUCAAAAUUGGCAGCUGAUCGAAGAGCUACUAUUAUGGCUCAGAUGACCCAAAUGCAAACUAAUUUUAUGAAAGAUAAUGCUACAUUGUUUAAAAACACGUCCAUUUGCUCAGAAUCACAUAAUGAUUCGACUAGUAUGGACAUUUUAGAAAAUAUUGUGGAACUUUCUGUUUGUCUGGGUCCUAAUCAAACCGCAUCAAGUACAUUUGAUAGUAAAUAUACAUGUAUAUUGUGCCAAGAAGAACAGCAAGUUACCCAUGACAGUCAAGCAAUGGUUUUAGCUACAUUUGUACAAAAAUCAUCUGUUCUUUGUCCAGUAAAAAAUCGUAUAGGAAAUUAUAAUGAUUACCUUUCUCGCCCCUACUUUAUACCAGCCAAUUUUGGUCCUUCUCCUUAUAUUUCCACUUGUGGGCAUGUUAUGCAUGUUGCCUGUUGGCAAAAACAUUUUGAUAUGAUUUUAGCUAAAGAGAAUAGAAGACCAUACCGAUUGAGGCAUUCAUUAAGUUUUGAUGUGCAUAAAAGUGAAUAUUUAUGUCCACUUUGUGAAGGACUUUGCAAUACUGUUAUGCCAUUAUUACCACCUAUUUCAAGUUUUACUCAACCAGAUAAGACAUUCGAAGAUUUGACGUUUAAAAUUUGGUAUGAUGGAUUAAAUAUAGCAUUAAAUCAAAGUAAGGUUGCCAAGCCUAAAGCUACAGACUCAAACACUCAACCAUCUAUAAAUCCAAGUCCAAUUACAGAACCACCGCCUGCUUAUAAAAGAGAACAAGCUACAAUGCAAUUGCUUGCUGCUAAUGUGUUGGAUAAUAAUAUUAAUCAAACAACUAUAGAACGAGAUAAUAAUGAACCUCCACAAGAUGAAGAAGAAUAUGAGGAUACAUUUUUGCCACUAGCUGAUGAAUUUUCGAUCGAAACUAAUGAUUUUGUUAUGCAAUUACUGAUGUUUAAUAAGUCACCAAAGUCACCAAUGGCUGUGCCUAAAGUGUCUGUAUAUAAAAACAAUGUACUCUCAACUAGCUUAGUUGAUACAAUUUUAAAAUUUGCCACAAAUAUUUAUUCAAAAGCAGCUACUAUCAGUGACCCACAUCCAGAUAAUAACCAAAUCCCAUUAAUGACGUGGAAAGCAUGUGCAUAUACAAUACAUUCAAAUGAAGUGAUUCUCCGUUAUAAAAAUAAACCGUUAUUUGGUGAAUUAUCAUGUCGGCAAAAAGACUGCCUGGAAGCGUUGAUCCGUGUUUCAGGGGUUUUAAGUUCAACAUGGAAAAAGGAACAUGAAAUUAAUUUACACGCCCUUCGACUUAUAUCUUUAGCUAUUGAUAAUGGUGGAAAUAACUCAAUUGGAAUACUUGAUUGGGAUGCUUUUGGAAUGUUAGUUUCAUUGACUAUGGCUUUGCCUAGUUUGUAUUAUACUGAAGUUCCUGGUCCUGCCCCUAGAGGAACUAUGUUAGACUUCCAUACUGUUCAUUUAAUGUUUGUUGCAAAUUUAGUACAGAUCAUGUUGACAAUUGACAUCGAAAAAGACUUUGAAGAAAUGCUUGAAUUUGAUCCAGAAGAAGAGGAAGACACGCGUUGUAUAGCUGAUUACAUUUUAAAACUACGUGGAAUCAGUAUUAAGAAUACAGUAGCAGUUUGGAAUUUAAUAGAGAGUUGUGCAAUACCUUUUUUGCGGUGUUGUUCGUUGUUUUAUCACUUUCUUACAGGUGUCCCUGCCUCGCAUGCUUUGACAGAAGUUGAUGGAGAUACAUACCAUAACAUGUGUUGUUAUUUGGGAUUACCCACUUCAUGCAAAGAACUAUUAGACAAACCAUAUAUCAAAGUAAUAGUAAAUAAAUGGACUGAAAAUGAAAAGUUAAUCAAAAUCAAGCAAGGUGAAAAAGUACAAUUUAGAAGUUGGACGCAUAUCAAUGAAUUAGUAGAACUUCCGGAUGAUUAUAGUGAAUUAAUUAAUACUGUAUCAAUGUUUACUUGCCCAAAUAGCAGUCAUGAAGAUUCAAGAAAUCCAACCAUGUGUUUAGUAUGUGGUGCAAUGCUUUGUUCUCAAAGUUAUUGUUGUCAAACAGAAAUCAAACAUGCCACAGUAAGUGCUAGUUUAUCUAUUAUGUUCAACUCUAACUGAUAAAAUUGUCUAUUUGGUAUAUAAGAGAGGUAAUUUUUUGAUUUUCCAAGGGGUUUUCAAAAUAAUUGGAAAAACCCAAAAGAAAAUUGUUAGUAAAACAGCAAAUAUUUACAGCGAGCUGCAGCGUUACCGAUUACAUUGUUUUUCAUUUUUGUAACUUAUGUUUUAUACCAGAAAUAUUCUUCCAAUCAAAAAAUUACCAAAUAUUUUACGAAAAUAAUUUUUUUAUUAUUUUAGAUUUUGUUUUUUUGAAUUUAAUUUUCAGUUUACAAAUAUUCGUAGAGACUUGAAAUUUUUACAGAAUACUUAUAUUUGGUUUUUCUCCUAGACGAAGCAACAUUUUUAAAAUAUUUAAACCAUUUUUGAGCUAUUUUUAGCAAUUUUUAAUUAAUUUUAAUUUGGUAGAUACUCUGUGAAUAAAAUUGUUAGACUUAACAGAAAUGCUUGACAAUUUGACAGAAGGUUCAUCAUAACCUAUAAGUGGUCAAAAAAAAUUGAGUGUAUUGUAGUAUUUUUUUUUUACUUAUUAUAAUAUUUUUUUAAAUUAAAUUUUAAUGAAAAUCGUAAAUAUACAGCCUUUCAUAACAUGUGUUACAGAACUUUGCUCCAAAUAAUUUUUCAUUAGCAAUGGUUUAUCGUUGGUUGUAGGUAUAAAUUAAAUAACUAUGUAUUCUACCCUUUCAAUUUUCCACCUUUCCGCCUUCAAAAAUGGCUUGUUCCUAGUAUCAACUCUCUUUUUAAAAAUUGUUAUUCAUAAAUUCUUUAAUGAAUAUUUCGCUUUACAAACCUAAUCCUUUAAUAACUUUUUAUAAUAACCUCAUUAUUUCCUUGUUUGUGCCAUAUUGAGUAUGUAACAAAUACAUGUAGUGUUUUAUCUUUAACAUAUAAACAAUGUAUAGUCAUUUUCUUAGUUUCUUGGUUUUACAUAUUUAUGUAUAAUUUAAAGUGCAUUAUAUUAUAUAUAAUAAUAAUAAUUUAAGGUACAUUAUAUUUAAUUGUUUAUUAAUUAUUUAUUAUUUAAAAUUCAGUAUUUCAAUCAAUCACAAAACAUUUUUUAAAUUCCAAUUAAAAGGACAAAGGAGCUAAUAUAUUUUAUUAUUUUUGCCAUAAAAAGUUAAUAAUAUAAAUCAUAAGCAUAGCAGGGGCAUCCCAGACCUUGACUAUGGGGUGGGGCGAAAUAAUUAAAUUUAAUAUUAAAGAUUGCUAAGAAAAAAAGACUGAUAUACUUUGCACGAUGGGUGGACCACUGUUGAUGAGCGGAGCUCUGUUAAAAGUAUUUCUCGGGGGUGUCUGGGUAAAUUCGAUGGGGGGACGAACGAUUUUUACUCCAAUACCACUGCUUUAGUCAACAAAAACUUAAAACCUUUAUAACCUUUAUAAACCUUUAUAUCCGAUGUCAUUUCAAAUUAUGUUAGCUUAGAAGACUGAAGAUAUAUUGUACAAAUGCAGUAAAACAGUACAAUUUGAAAGUUAAAUUUUUUUCACAUUAAAUAUUUAUUAAUAAUAAUGUGACAAUAUGAAUAACAAAAAAAAUGUUCUAAGAUAAUGGAUACGGGUGGAGCCACUGUUAUAAAGAAUUUAAUGUAUAUCUGUAAGCAACAAUAAACCAUUGAUAACGAUAAAACGAUUCUGAGCCCAUUUCAGUUGAUGAUUUGUGAUGCUUUGUCAACAAUAUGUAUAUUAUGGUAAAAUAAUUAAAUAGGCAUUAUUUAUUUUCUUUAAUAAUAUUUGUUUAAUAUCGUACCGAUUUUCCCCUCUUUUUCUACGUCUUUCCCGGUUUUCACAUUGGCUGGGAAAACUCAUCGGAAAAUGUAAAAAUAACCAAUCCUUCAGAAAACCUUCAGAAAAAGUGCUACAUUUAAAAAUCGGAGCAAGAUUUCUAGUAGAAAAGUUUGCACAACAAAUCGAAGGGUACUUUUCUUUAGGUACACCUAAAAUACAUUUUUCCUGUCUUAAUAAAAGGGAAAAAAUUUGUUAUUCUAAACACGGGUUCGAACUAACAAACCCUAGGGUAAUUAGGUAUGAAUCAUUCAACUACGACAAACAUACUUUAAAGAUUAUUAAUAUAAUUAUUUAACAUAAUAUACAAUAUCAGAACUUCAAAAAGCUAUAAUUUCGAAACUUAGUCAGUCCGCUCAAUUCUGACUUCACUAUCGUUCUUAAACUGGCAGCAUACAUAUAUUCAUAAAAAAAAAAAUUAAAAAAUUAGAUUUGUUCCAUAUACUUUUUAAUUUAAACGAUUUUCAUCAAAAUUUGAUAUUAAAAUCCCUUUACAUAAAAAAUACUAACUACAUUAAACUCAAAUUUGUAGACCACAAUGUAAGACUUUUAAUGAACUUUCUGUUAAAUUUUCCCGUAUUUCUGUUAAGUCGAUUUUACCACAGAGUGACUACCAAAUAAAAAUGUCAAAAAUGACUUAAAUUUUUUGAAAAUUUUACCAUGUCUAAAAAAAACAAAUAAGUUUUCUGUCUAAAUUUCAAAUCUACGAAUAUUCUUAUCUAAAUUACAUUAAAUAAAAAAUGUAAAAAAUAAUAAAAGCAAUAUAUUCGUAAAUUUUCCCGUUUUCCCUACUUUUUCUGUUUUAUUGGGAAAACUGCCGGGAAAAUUAAAGAAUGACCUCCCUAAAGUACCAGCCCAAAAAAAUUGACUUUAAGAAAAGGGUCUAUAUUGUUUACAUCGGAGCAAGAUUUCUGGUAGAAUUUUCGUACACAGGAUAAAAAAAUAAAAAAAAAUAUAUAUCUUACUAAAACCAAUACAUUCUUCGUUACACUCCGAAUCUAAAAUAAUAAUAAUUAGAUGACGAAGUCCAAAAAACUUUUGUUUUAAGCAGCGUUUUGCAAUUGGUUUAAUCAACAAUAUUUUCUAUAUUAAUGUUUUCAUUUCGAUGAAUAUUUAAAAUUAAUAAGCCAGUAAUUUAGCUGCUGUUCAAAAUUUUAUUUUUAUUACAAAGUACCAGUUUUAAUGAACCUCGUAUUAAAUUUUCUAGAAUUUCUGUUUAGUCUAAUAAUUUUACUUAGAUACGAAAUAAAAAUUGCGUACAAAAUUAAAAUGUCUAUAAAUUACUCAAAAAUUUUACCACGUUAAGAAAAGGCAAAUAUAGGUUUUCUGUCCAAAUUUCAAGUCUACAAAUAUUUUCAACUGAAUUACAACAAAAAACAAAAUUUAUAAUUAAAACAUUGUAAAUCCAAUUAAAUUAAUCAUUUCCAAUUUUAAUACUAAAAAUAUAUUAUUUUAUUAUAUCUUUGCAAAUUGAUUGUUCCCACUUAGUUUUCCAUAAUUUUCUCACCCUUGAGAGAAUAUUUAUUGAAAUAUAUAAAUGAGAAGUAUUUUAUUCUUGUUUCUUUCAAAAUAUUUCCAAGAUCAUCUGUAUGGCAUUUGGAACCAGUUGCAUUUGUAGUUAUUUUUAUUUAAGAAUUAUGGAUAUUUUGUUUAACAAAAACGAGCAUCACACGGCUUAAGGGGAAGGGAUAAUUUUUUUAGUGGUACUAAAAUAUGAUCCAACAUAAUUGAUAAUACAAUAUAAUCUAUAGAUUAUCAAUAAAGCUAUAUGAUUAUUAGAUUUUGUAAUAAAAAGUAUAAAACUAAAUAAUUUAUCAGGUUUUUUUUUAUAUAGGUUGGAGCAUGUUCUGGUCAUGCUUACACCUGUGGUUGUGGUGUUGGUAUUUUCCUGCGAGUACGCGAAUGUGAAGUUCUAUUGUUGGCCACUUUGAAUAAAGGAAGCUUUAUUUUACCACCAUAUAUUGACGAGUACGGUGAAACUGAUCAGGGCUUGAAACGAGGUAACCCAUUGCAUCUAUGUAAAGAUCAGUAUCGUAAAUUACAAAUACUUUGGCUUGGACAUGGACUACAUGAAGAAAUAUCGAGGUAUUUAGAUUCCACACAUAAUCUGAUACCUACUACUUGGCAACAUAUGUAA
Cinara cedri is the source of this 9079-nucleotide messenger RNA. The record is from the annotation of a GenBank genome assembly. Lineage: Eukaryota; Metazoa; Arthropoda; Insecta; Hemiptera; Aphididae.